Molecule: messenger RNA, 1047 nt
Organism: Diversispora eburnea
Lineage: Eukaryota; Fungi; Glomeromycota; Glomeromycetes; Diversisporales; Diversisporaceae
Source: the annotation of a GenBank genome assembly
AUGAACGGAGAAAUUGAGAAAUUUUCUCGUGAAUUACCCAAAAUCGAAUUACAUGCUCAUUUAAAUGGCUCUCUAAGUCCCGAAACAUUACAAUGUUUAGUUGAGCGUAAAAAAGAAAAGAACCCACAUUUGACAAAAUUUAAAAUUCCCAAUCAAAAAUUAGAAGUAAUUGAUGAUUUCUUUAAACUUUUCAAAUUUAUUUAUCAACUUACUGAUGACGAAGAAACUGUUGCAUAUAUUACAGAAACCGUAAUUCAUGAUUUUCAUAAUGAUGGAAUAAAGUACCUGGAAUUAAGAACUACUCCAAGAAGUAAUGAAGAGAAUGGAAUGACACAUGAAUCAUAUAUUAGAACAGUUAUAUCAGUUAUCAAAAAAUUUCCUUCCUCUAAACAUGAUAUUAUAGUGAGAUUAAUCAUUAGCAUUAAUCGUCAAAGCACAUUGGAAGAUGCGAUAAAAAAUGUUGAUCUUGCAUUAAAGUAUAAGGAAACUGGUGUGGUUGGAGUUGAUCUUUGUGGUGACCCUACUAAAGGACAUUUUGAUAAUUUGAAACCUGCUUUCAUAAAGGCAAAAGAUAAUGGAUUAAAAGUAACAUUACAUUUUGGAGAGGUUGAAUCAAUUAUACCGGAACACGCCUCAAUGCUUACAAUUCCUCCGGACAGGGUUGGACAUGCUACACAUCUUGAUGCAAAUUCAAAACGUUACAUUUUAUUCAAUAGACUUCCUAUCGAAAUGUGUAUGACUUCCAAUGUUAUGUGUAAUACUGUAAAGGAUUAUCAAGAACAUCACAUUAAAGAUUUCUUAUAUGCUGAACAUCCUUGUUGUCUUUGCGUAAGAGUAUUUUUCUCAAAUCUUUCUACAGAAUAUUCCAUUGCUGCUUCAACAUUCUCACUUUCACAUCAACAAUUAUUUGACCUUUCUUAUCAAUGUAUCGACUGCAUUUUUGAUGGAGAUGAGGUUAAAAUUCAUUUGAAAAAAUUAUGGAAUGAUUGGUGGGAAUUAUGUAAGUCAACCUUAAAUACUUUAAAUACGAAAGAAGAAAUUAUGUAA